Colletotrichum navitas is the source of this 602-nucleotide messenger RNA. RefSeq lists its product as uncharacterized. The transcript has 2 exons. Bases 43 to 561 code for a protein of 172 amino acids. NCBI's taxonomy places the organism in Eukaryota, Fungi, Ascomycota, Sordariomycetes, Glomerellales, Glomerellaceae. The record is from RefSeq and is a predicted model, not a curated record.
AACUUUAAAACUCUUUAGAUAAUAUCUUACAACUAAGUCAACAUGAAAGUCUUCCUCGUCUUUUGCUUCAUGGCUGCUAUCUCUGCUAUGCCCUUUGAUUCUAUUUCCAUGGGUCAAGAUGUUGAUCUCCACGGGAGCUCAGCUGAGUCGCUUGAUAACGAAAUCCUGAGUUCUACACUUGCAGCAAGAUUUGAUGACCCGGAGGCUAUAAAAAGUCUUGGAAAACGCUGGUUAGCGACUGUUAAAGUUCCACAGGACAAGAGUGAUCAAGAUGUGGUAAAGGUCAAAGGAAUUUUGGUGGCUUUCAGGAUGGCCAAAGUUUUGAGGCGGGAUAGUGCUGGUAGACCUAAAUUUGUUUGGGUCUGUACAGGAUUACAGUUGACAAACAUAGCUGAAAAACCGCGAGCUGUUGAGGUUCUAGAAAAUGGCGUAAAGCUUCUUAGUAGGAGAACGCUAUCUAAGCUAGAUAAAGUAGACAUUGAUGCACCAGCACACGGCUUUGGGACAGCGCUGGAUGUAUCAGUACAACAACCAUCAGACGAACCCAGCUCCUCUUCAUAGCGUAAGGCGUAGGCAACAUAGCAUUAAUACUAUACAAAGAC